Colletotrichum phormii is the source of this 2490-nucleotide messenger RNA. RefSeq names its product NIMA interactive protein. NCBI's taxonomy places the organism in Eukaryota, Fungi, Ascomycota, Sordariomycetes, Glomerellales, Glomerellaceae. The transcript has 2 exons. The record is from RefSeq and is a predicted model, not a curated record. Bases 1 to 2490 code for a protein of 829 amino acids.
AUGGCGGAAAACGAUAACUUGCGUACGGCGUCGCUGUAUAUCAACAAUCAAUUGCUCUCGCGAGGACUCCUACGCGAUGGCCAAACAAUCAACUUUGCCGACCCGGACGAUAGUUCGGGCGGCGCGGAGGCCACCAUGGGCAAGAUCAUGAGCAUUGUCAAUGAUUUGAUCUUGCGCCGAGACAAAGAAAAAGAGGAAGAACCCCCCGUACUGAGAUGUUAUGUUUUCCUCCUGAAGCGCGACGCCGAACAACGCGAGAACCUAUCGACCACCAUGCGCACCGUCCGCGCCGAGAAUCUGCGGUACACAAACGAAAUCGCACGCCUCUCAGAGAAGCACACCGAGGCUCAAAGAAAGCUCGACAUCAGCGAAUCCACCGAAAACACCUUGCGCACCCAGCUCAAGUCUGCCGACGCCGCUGUACGCGGCCUCAAGGACGAGGUCGCCCGCGCCAAGACUCUGGUUGCCCAGACGCGGGCCUCCUGCGCAACGGAGGUCCGACGCCGGGACCGUCAGAUCGAUGGCCUGAAGAAGCAACUGGGUGAAGCCGGCCGUCCCCGCGGUACUGCAAAGAGCUCCGCCGUUACCGUUAUUAGCGUUGUCGCCGGCGAGGGCGAAGAUAAGGUGUCACCGAAGCGCGGAGGCAAGGCCGCCGCGGCCACAGAGGAUUCAGGUUACGAUCUGCGCAGCGAGACGAACGAGUUCCUGACGGACCUUGCGCGGAACCUUAGCGAGGAGAACGAGUCCCUCCUGAACCUGGUCCGUCGAACGACCAAGAAUUUGCGCGAGAUGAGUGGCUGUGAUGUCAGGACAAGCCAAGGCGAUAGCCAUGCUGUAACGCUGCCCACGGCCGAGGACAUGGCAAAUGAGCUUGACGCCAUCCUUGAGCACCUGCGCUCUAUCUUGACGAACCCCUCGUUCGCCCCUAUUGAGGAGGUCGAGGUCCGUGAAGAGGAGAUUGCACGUCUGCGUGCGGGCUGGGUCAAGAUGGAGAACCGCUGGCAAGAGGCUGUCCACCUCAUCGACGGCUGGCGUCGGCGCAUGGUUGCCGAUGGCAAGUCGGUGAAUAUGGAAGAACUCAAGAUGGGCCUCCGUCUUAGUCCUGUGCGCGUUCGCAAUGUGGAGGAGACCCACCAGGGCGGCAUGGACAUGCAUGAACUGUCUUGUGUGCAAGAAGAGUGCACCGCCGACUUGGAAGAGGAGGAGGAGGAAAUUGAUUACGACGAUUUGCCCGAGUCUCCGUGCCCUGCUCCACAAAGGGUCGAGUCACUCCAUCUUGUUCCCGCACCGGCAGAGUACGAGGCCGCUCCUCGAGAAGAAGACUACAACCAGGACGAUCAGCAGAGCGACUAUGAGUCAAGCAUCUUUGAGGACGUCGAUGUUGAGGAACUCGAUAUUGAGGAGCCCAAUGUCCAGAUCCUCCAACAAUCCACCGCCUACCUCAGCUCGCCUCCUCUGCCGCCCCCUCCUCGGAUGAGCCCGCUCCGCGAGAUGCCUUCUGCGGGCAACCGCGACGCAAGGCCAAGGCGCGAUAUUCGCAGCGACUACGACACGACGGCCAACGAGAAGCCGAGGACAAUCCGUGCCGUCGACGUCGCCCCGAAGCCACCACCACACCUCGUCCAACUUCCACGAUCGCCGCAGAAGACAGUACACCCGAUCGACGACCGCUCUCGCACAACAUCCGCAGCAUCCAUCGCCUCCGAGUCGACACACAAUGGCGCACCCCUCAUCACACCAUCCGGAACCCCGCCUCCUGAAGUAAACCAAACGCCAACAGCGCGGAAACUCCCCAAGCCGCCGCGUCUCGUCUCAGCGGCCCCAGCACCGAGGGAAAUCCAAUCUCCUGUCAAAAACAUCCGUACAGUCUCCCAGGAGAGCCAAGAGAGCCAGACGAGCCAGGAGAGUUGCGAGGGCGCACCCCCUGCUCCCGCCGUCCAGCCCAACAGCAGCAACAAGAACGCAACACCGCACCGUACUCCUCUACGCCGCGUUCCCUCCCGUCUGCCCCUCCCGCGGCCCUCGGACCCGCCGCCACAGCAGAGCCCUCUGACGAUGGCAACCAUCGCAGCCAAGCUAGCCGCCUCAGAGCGAGAGGCCGACGCUGCUCGCGUUCGCGCGAAGCUCAAGGCAGCGCGCGGAGGUGCGCUCGGCAAGCCGACGGCAGCACCUCAGCAGCAGCAACAGCAGCAACAUAUGCCUCCCCCCCCACCAGAGACCAUCGUCGCCAUGCCACAAGAACCUCAACCCGUAGACUCCCCCUCCCCAGCAAAGACACGCGUAGACCGAGGAGACCUCGACCCCGUCAAGCGCGACAUCCCCUCGCAAGACGAGCAGGUCCAGCAAUCGCCGCUCCAACCGACCAAGCGCAAGCGCGAAAGGCGCGUGAGCAAAGUCGCCUCGAGGAGGCGGAGCACGCUUAGCCCGUGGGAGAUGGAGAGCCUCAUCUCUGGCAACGUCGCUGUCCCACCGUCACCUGUUCGGUCGUGA